AUUUUACAUCUUAGCACAUUUAAGGCAUUUCUGGUGUUUAAACACCUUUCGGUGUAAUUCUAUCUUUCGGAUCAUAGAAAAUUUUUCACCACUAGGUGUCGCACGCAAAAUUUUUAUCUGAAAAUUUUUUCACUCUAUUUUAUAUUUUAUUUAUUGCUCGUCAACAGUUAUUCUCAAUAAAUAUUUAUUUGAGAAAGCUUAUUUAAUCUACCACGUAGACGCAAAUAGCUUCUGGUUAAAAAGCAGUUAGUUUUCUCGGCGACAGCUUCAACGACGAACGUGAGUUGACCUACUUAGGACAGCGUGGAUAGCGUGGGUUUGUUACAUAAUUUGUAUCGUUCCUUUUCAUUAAUCUCUUUGUUUGAGAAUAGUUAUGAAUUUUUUGUUACUGGGCCACUCUUUUACAAAGCGCCUCCAGCGAUGGUGUGGUACGAAACGUUUGUUGAAUUUAAAUUUAGAUUCGGACCGGGUGCAAGUUUAUUGGCAUGGAGUGGGCGGAGCUUAUGUCGCGUCAAAGUCUAAAGCGAAAUCAAUUUGGUGCGAUGUUUAUUUGGUAAAUGAAUUGGAGAUAAACUGCACAGUUGUAGAUAUUGGAAGUAAUGAUUUAUGCAUUCCAAAUUUGCAGCCAAAUCAGUUGGCGGAUAGCAUUAUCAGUUUAUGUUCAAAUAUAUUUAGUCGUGGUAGUCAAGUUGUUGUCAUCUAUGAAAUUUUACAUAGAGCUGGUGACCAUGUAUAUAAUGCCAAGGCUGACACAACAAAUCAGUUAUUGAAAUCAUAUUGUGAAGGCAAGCCUUCCCUAAUAUUUUGGACUCACAAACGGAACAACUUCAACAGUCGUUUUAUUAGGGAUUAUGUUGCAAAUGAUGGUGUCCAUGUUGACAACCAAAAGGGCAUGCCUCGUUACUAUGCUUCAGUUAGAGGCUCCAUUUUAUUGGCUGAAAAAUGUUUAUCACAAUAAGUUUCCUGUCUUCACAUGUGUAUAUAUUUAUAUAUGUAUUUCUUUUACAUGUUCUUUUCAUACAUUGUGUUUCAGAUUAUAUACACUCAAUUUGACAAAACAGUGAAUGAGUGAUAGUUGUGUGGGACAUUUAUUUCAUGCAAAGAUUUGAUUUGGUAUAACUAACAUUAAAAGAUUUGCCAUAGAUAAAAUGCCUAAAGUCGCACCAAACAAAGCCAAAUCUGGCAAGAAACAGAAGAAAAAAGAUAGCAGCAAGUUGGCACAACUCAUCGCCACUGCCAUCAGCAAGGAUGAGGAAGUGCUCAAGGAAAAUGUGGAUUUACUGCCUACCACGGAUAAAGAUGACGGUACGGCCAAUUAUGAAAUUGAAUCAGACCAGGAUGUCCAAUCCAUGUCCACUAACCAUGACCAAAUAGACACUCAUGAGGAUGGUGUUAGUUUAAGCACUAUGGAUUCUGGACCUGUUCCCCUUGAUUUAAGUAAAAACUGGAUUUAGGAUCUUUUAGUCUCGUCCAUCCGCCUAUAGACUCAAAACUAAGGCAGCAGAUAUGGAAUCGGGAAUUUGUAGAUCUGGGGGUUCUUUAUUUUAGGGAAAAAAACAUACAAAAAACCACCACAAUCCAGGAAUCUGGAAAUAGAACGGUCACCUCUAUUCAGGAGGGGUCCAAGAAACAAAUAAACACUAUACUUACUUGGUCUAGAGCGUUUCAACAAUACGCCGAUGUGUAUUGUUGCAAGUACCCUUUGGAGAGUAGCCAACUCUUCCAAUAUAUGUCUAUUAUACAAAAAUUGGCCCAAUCUACUGAUAACUGGUUGCUGUACGACACUAAGUUUAGGCAGCUAAGGGCAACCAACCCUCAACCAUGGGGGAUAAUCCAUACUGAAACAUUCCUAUUUCACUCAAUUGACAAGCCAGCCAAUCACAGGGUCCAAAACAACAACCAUUCCUUUCGGAAAUACCUCCCGCCCCACAUCUUUCAAAGAAAAGGUUAUUGUUGGGAAUUUCAAAAAAGAUCAUCUUGCUCAAAAAAGUCCUGUUCUGUCAGUCACAGAUGUGCAAACUGUGAAGGACAGCAUGCAGCCAUCUCCUGCCACCUUGAUUAUAAGAAAUUCAAACAACCCAUCAAAACAGGUGACAACACAGCCAAGUAAUAAGGGCUUUAAGGUAUCAACCCCUAUAAAUGUAUCCUCCCUACAACAAUAUCUUGAUGGCUAUUAUCUCAAACAAUCUGUAGCAAAUUUUGAAGCAAAAAAUUAAAAGGGCCUUUCAAGACUAAACCGUUCCAUGACUUAGUUUGCUCCUCUUUAGGUGUCGUCCCUAAGAAAGACCCUAACUCCUUUCGACUCAUACAUGAUCUAUCUUACCCCUCAUGGGGAUCCUAAGUUAACUCAUUUAUUCCCAAAGAUAAUUCAGAGGUUUCUUUAGAACUAUUUGAUGAUGUAGCUAAAUUGGUCCUAUCUUCGGGUUACAAUUGUGAAAUUGCUAAGGCUGAUAUUGAAGAUGCAUACAGAGUUAUUCCUAUGUCUCCUUUAGAUUUCAGGAAAUUGGGGUUUUCAUUUGACAAUAAAUUUCAUUUUGAUACAGCACUACCUAUGGGAGCUUCUUCCUCGGUAGCUAUAUUUGAAAAAUUUUCAUGUUCUUUACAGUGGAUUUUGAAAACAAAAUGCGAAGUACAAAAAGUAUCACACAUUAUAGACGAUUUCAUUUUUGUGUCCUGCUGAUACUGGGGAAUGUUUAAACUCAUUGAAUAAAUUCAUGUCACUGGCAAAAGACUUGAAUUUACCAAUCAAACAUGCUAAAACGGUCUUUCCUUCUACCUGUGUAGAAGUGCAUGUUAUUCUGAUUGAUACCAAGUCAAUGAUCGCCAAACUUCCUCAGAACAAAGUUCGAGCCCUAAGAUCCUUACUUAACAUGUACAGGAAACAAAAGAAAGUCACUCUAAGGGAAUUGCAAUCAUUAUUAGGUCAUUUAAACUUUGCUUGUAGAGUCAUUUAACCGGGUCGUUGUUUCUUACGACGUCUAUAUGAUAAAACUAUGGGCAUAAACAGUAAACAUCACUACAUCAAAUUGAAUUACGAUUGCAGGGCUGAUAUUCAAUUGUAGCAUGAAUUCAUUCAUGAUUACAAUGGUUGCACUCUUCUUACCGGGGACAGAUUUAUAUCAAAUCAAACUAUGAAUCUAUUCACAGAUUCAGCCGGUUCUAAAGGCUUCGGAAUUGUUUACUCAAAUGAAUGGACAUUUGGCUGUUUUCCACUUCAAAUCCAACAGCUCCAUAUCAAUAUCUUAGAGCUCUAUCCAAUAGCAUUAGCAGUUGUAAUGUUUGGUCAUUUAUGGUCAGGAACGAAUGUCUUGUUUAUAAGUGACAACUUGUCUGUAGUCUACUGUUUAAACAAGCAAACUUCUAAAGACAAAAUAAUGAUGAAACUGAUCAGGUUUAUAGUUUUAAAGGCCCUAAAAUACAACCUCUGUUUUAAAUCAAAACAUAUUAGUUCAUCUAGUAAUAUAAUCUGUGAUAAAUUAUCUCGAUUACAGGUCAAAGAAGCCCUUCAACACGCUCCUCAUCUAAACAAAUGCCAAGCAGCCAUUCCACUGUCAAUGACUCCAUGGCUAUUGCUGAAAUAAAAGGCAAUUUGGUAGCGGCGUUCCUAGCAAGAACUACCAGACAAGCAUAUGACAGGUUUUGGGCAAAAUUUGUUGAGUUCCUAACAUCAAAUAAUUCGUACCAUGACAUGCCUUUUUCUGCCACCGUCAUUUCUGACUUUGUGGCUUAUUUACAUAUAAAGAACUAUAAGCCAUCUUCAAUUAGCUGUCACUUAUCAGCAAUUACUUAUUUCCACCAAGUGGCUAGGUUCCCUGACCCUUGUGAUGAUGUAAUAGUUAAAAGAAUGAUCCUGGGGUGUAAAAAACUAACCCCCUUAUUUGAUCAACGUUUGCCUUUGUUAAAAGUCCACAUAAAGAAACUCAUAGUGGCCUGUGACCACAUCUUUAAAGACAAUAUUUAUGAUAGAUAUCUGUACAAAGCUAUAAUACUGGUCACUUACAAUGGGUUCUUUAGAAUGGCUGAACUUCUUCCAAGAAAGUUAAGAAAGUGUACCAAAGUCAUUCAAUUCAAUCAUGUUCAUCUGACUAAGUCCCAUGUAACUUUGAAGUUACAUAAUUACAAGACUAAAAAAGAGGUCAAGCCAAUUGAUGUCACUUUACAAAGGACCAAAGUUCUUUGUCCAAUUAAAUCACUUCACAGGUAUCUGACCAUCAGGGGUGCUCGUGAUGGCCCCCUCUUUAUUUCAUCAUUAAAUACCCCUAUCACUAUUUCAAAAUUCAAAGGUGUUUUUGAUCAACUACUUGACUUAUGUCACCUCAGCCGUCAGUAUUAUCAUCUCCACAGCUUUAGGAUAGGGGUCAUGUACACAAGCUAUUUUGUCAGGAAUCCCGAACAAAACCAUUAUGCAAAUGGGCAGAUGGAAAAUCAAAUGCCUUUAAAAGAUACAUCAGACUAGCUAAUGUAAGAAAUCCGGUUUCUUGAUCAAGAAUCCUAUCUGCUGCC
Molecule: messenger RNA, 4503 nt
Organism: Ruditapes philippinarum (Manila clam)
Lineage: Eukaryota; Metazoa; Mollusca; Bivalvia; Venerida; Veneridae
Exons: 2
Coding region: 3530-4456 (308 amino acids)
Biological process (GO): DNA integration; DNA recombination
Molecular function (GO): DNA binding
Source: RefSeq, a predicted model, not a curated record